Messenger RNA from Dictyostelium purpureum, 2912 nucleotides. RefSeq lists its product as uncharacterized. The transcript has a single exon. The coding region runs from base 422 to 2863 and encodes 813 amino acids. The record is from RefSeq and is a predicted model, not a curated record. Lineage: Eukaryota; Evosea; Eumycetozoa; Dictyosteliales; Dictyosteliaceae.
CUAAAAAUAAACUGUUUAUUUCAUUUUAGUAACUAAAAUACCAAAAACAUAAAUAAAUUAAAAUAAUUAAAAUAAUUAAAAAAAUUAAAUUUUAAAAAAAAAUUUAAAGUUUUAAAUUUUAUUUUUUUUUUUUUUUUUAGAUUUUUAACAAAAUUUUUAAUUUUUUUUUUAAGAAAUAUUUCUUAAUUACAAAGUUAUGUAGUUUUGGAAAUAAAUCAAGAUUACAGCUUGUUUAGUUUUCUUUUUUUUUUUUUUUUUCUUUUUUUUUCCCUCAUUUGUGAAAAACACCUUCACUUCUUAUUUAUAUAUUUUGUAAAUAAAUAACUUUGUAAUAACAAAACCACAUAAACACAAAUACACAUUAAAAAAAUAUCUAAAAUAAUAAUAAAAAUAAAAAAUCAAUAUUUAUGUAAAUUAUAAAAUGGCUUUGUAUCAAGAGAAUUUUUUAAUGUUAUUUGGUAAAAACUCACAUGGUCAAUUAGGUACAGAAAUUGAAGGUAAAGAAGUUAUUUAUAACCAAGAUAAUUAUACUUCUGUACCAAUGCCAUUAAUGGGGUAUACUGUUAAGAAGGUAUCAUGUGGUGUACAGCAUACUGGGUUCAUUACAACUGAAGGUAAAGUUUUUACAUUUGGUAAUGGUAGUUUUGGUAAACUAGGUAUUGGACAUACUGAAGAUGUUAGAACUCCAGAAGAAGUCUAUUCUUUGUAUGGCGUGGUAGAUAUCGAGUGUGGAAAUGAUCAUACAAUUGUAUUAGAUCGCGAAAAAAGAGUUUUCACAUGGGGCAGCGCAUCAUUAGGUCGUUUAGGAUUAGGUAAAACAUCAUCACAAUUAAAACCAGCCAAUGUUAACCUUAGACCACUAGCCACUGGAGUUUUUGCUGUUAGUGUUCAUGCUGGUGGUGCAUCAAGUGGAUGUGUUUUAAGUAAUGGCUCUUUACUUACAUGGGGUUAUAAUAAAUACAGUCAAUUGGGUAUCGAAACAACUGUUGAUCAAUAUACACCACAAUUGGUACCAUUCUUUUCUCAGCAUGUUCAAAUUUCAGAUUUUUCAAUUGGAGAUAGACAUAUGGCAGCCGUUGAUACCAAUGGAGAACUUUAUACCUGGGGAUGUAAUGAUGAAUAUCAAUUAGGUACCGGCACAUCGUUUCCAGAAAGAAAACCAACCUCUAUCAAAAUUAAAGGCUUUCAGCAAUUUAAAAAGGUACGUUGUGGUGGCGACUACACCUCUGCCGUUACUCAAAAUAAUCAACUAUAUAUUUGGGGUACCUUCGUUAGAGAAUAUUCUUCAAAUACACCAAAACACUUUAUGGACAAUGUUGUUGAUUUUGACUGCUCCUCUGAUUGUGGUAAACAUAUUAUUGCCAGAACCUCAAAUAAAGAAGUAUGGGCCUUUGGUUGGAAUCGUUAUGGUCAAUCCGGUUCAGAAGAGGACCAGCAUAUAGAUACUCUUCCUAUCUCUAAAAGCAAACUAAUUACUGGGUAUCCCGCUCAAGUCAGUACAGGCUCCUAUCAUAGUGCUUUAUUGUAUGAUAACUUUCCAAGCUUUUUAGCACAAUUACUUUGGACCAAAAAAGCAAAUAUCAUUAGCCAUAUGGAUAACAAGCAUCUAUCACACUAUACAAAGAAAUAUAUAUCAUAUAGAGAUCAUAAUGGUGACACAAUUACUCACCUUUUAGCAAAGAAAAAAUAUAGCUACAGUUCACAAGAAGUUCAAUUGUUAGAUGGCUCUCAAAACAACCAGGAAUACCUUGGUCCCAAUUUAACAGAACUUAAUGACGAGGGUUUACCACCGUUCUUUUAUGAUGCCAGUAUUUUAGAGUGGCCACUCAAGAGAUUCAAAUCACCAAUUAACUUUAUCACCAAAGAUGGUGACAACUGUCUUCACCAUUUCGCAAAACAAGGAAAAAUCGAUGAAUUUGAAAUAGCAAUUAAAUGUGGUGCAAGUCAUCGUUUGAGAAAUAAAAACUCUGAAAGACCAUUUGACCUUUUGGAUAAGAAGGAAUCGUUUUACAUCAAGAAAAAUUACAGAAUCUAUGAAAUUGGUAUCGUUUAUACCGGUGAAAAUAUCAAUUUGGCCAAUGGUUUAAAAGCUUCCCUAGAAGAGAAUUACAUCUCUUGUUGCCUCAUCGAAUUUGAAAAUCAAAAAACUGAAUGUUAUGGCUACAUUUUUUGUGUAUCAAAAUCAUCCCUCUCAAGUGCAUUCCAUACUAACUAUUUAUUAAAUCAUGUAUCCAAACAACCAAUGAUUUCGAUUUGGGCUGAAAAAACUCCAAUUAAAGACCCAUCAUUAGAAUCUUGUAUUUUCCGUUCUCAAUUGGUAGAUUUCUCAACCUAUGAUAUUUACAACGAUUCAUUCUCUAUUUUAAUGGAUGGUAUAUACAAUAUCUUUGCAAACGAAACAAAAACUAGCAGUGCAAAUGAUGAUGAAGAUGUCGAUAGCAAAUUAGAUGAUACAUCAGCACUCUCCAUUAGUGGUUCUGAAUCUGUUUUCAUCUCAUUCGAUCCAAAUAAAUAUAAACAAUUUGAACCACUCUUUCAAUUCCUUCAAGAUAAUGGUAUAGUAAUUGUACCAAGAGAGAAAAAAGUAAUUUCAAGCUGGGUUGUAAUUAUAAUUAUUUCAGAGUCUGAUUUUUCUCCACUUAUUAGAGAUGAAAUCUCAUUAGCCGAAAAUAGAGGUAAACCAAUCGUACCAAUUUAUUUUCAAGAAAAAUAUUUAGAUGAAGCCUCACGUUAUACAUUUUCAAAUUCUCCAAUUAUUCAAUUCAACGAAAAUGGUUUCAAACAAUUACUUUUACUUAUUAAAUUAAACUUUAAUUUAAUUCAUCAAACCGAAAAAUUAUUAAAAUUAAAAAAUAACAAAUAAAUUAAAUUGUUUUUUUUUUUUUUUUUUGUAAAACAAAUUAAAAAAAGUA